AUCAUUAUCUUCUCUCUUCUCAUAGUUUCGUUGCGCGAUUUUCACCUGUUGUGCUAAGGGUUACGAUCAUGGAGGAAUCUUCUGUUUCGAUGGAUGUUAAGUGUCCUCCUCUUAAGAUUCCGAAGUUGGAUAAAGAUUGCGAAGGAUCGAAACCUUCCUCAAAACAUCGCGUGCACAAGUGGGGAGGAGAGGACGAUGACGAAUACUUGCGACAGUAUUUGUUGUACCACUAUCAAUUCGAGAAAACUGAGGGUUUCUUGAUUAAGUGGGAGCAAUUUGAUUACCUAUUCCGUAGUAGAUCGUUGGAUGUUUCAAAAUCUAUAAGCGAGUCAAAAAGAAGCAAUGCAGAAUUGAUCCGUGAGUUGACACUCACUGCUAUCGAGAAACAGAACGAAGCUCAAGGAACAAAGCUUGUGUUUGUCGAACAUGUUCAGGCAAAUUACCAAUUUACCAGUGGUCUUCAAUGCUGGCUUACGUUUUGGGCUGUAGAUAUGGGUUCAUCCACUCCUGAAUCUAAAAUCUAUCAAGCAAAAGUGUGGCGUCGCGGUAAACAGUUUCAUACUUUUUUCUUCAGGCUCAAACCGACGGACGAAGAGAUUGAUGCAGUUGAAGUGCAACCUCCCCCACCCUUGUGUUAUGAAUUUGAUAAACCACCUAUUGUCUUUUCUGUGGCUGGUCCUGAAGAUGAUCCAUUGCCUGGAGUCCCCUUUAUCUUCAAUCGAACUUGACUUGGUCUUGAUCCUGAUAGGUUCAUCCGAUGUUGGUCUUGAUCCCGUUAUAGCUUCUUUCCCGACCAGAAAAUGUCUGCCAAUCUCUUUGGGAUAGACUAGUAUUAUUUCCUACUCACCAAUUAAUAGUUAUUAGUGGUCUAAAAAUUUCUUCUUGAUGGUUCAUAAGAGAAGACAUGCAAUGUUGUCAAUCUAGUAUCCGAACUCCAUUCAGAGUGUUGGGUUGGAGACGUUUACAAACCAGAAACACAAUGAUUAUAAGUCA
Messenger RNA from Capsella rubella, 993 nucleotides. RefSeq lists its product as uncharacterized. The coding region runs from base 69 to 728 and encodes 219 amino acids. Lineage: Eukaryota; Viridiplantae; Streptophyta; Magnoliopsida; Brassicales; Brassicaceae. The record is from RefSeq and is a predicted model, not a curated record. The transcript is spliced from 3 exons.